AGUGACCGACUCCUCAUCAAGGGUGGACGAAUCAUCAAUGAUGACCAGUCCUUCUACGCCGACGUCUACCUGGAAGACGGACUCAUAAAACAAAUAGGAGAGAACCUCAUCGUUCCCGGCGGAGUGAAGACCGUUGAGGCCAAUGGGCGGAUGGUUAUUCCCGGAGGUAUUGAUGUCAACACGUACCUGCAGAAGCCGUCCCAGGGGAUGACGGCCGCUGAUGACUUCUUCCAAGGGACCAAGGCAGCGCUGGUGGGCGGGACCACGAUGAUCAUUGACCAUGUUGUCCCUGAACCUGGGUCCAGCCUGCUGACCUCCUUCGAGAAAUGGCAUGAAGCAGCUGACACCAAAUCCUGCUGUGACUACUCCCUCCACGUGGACAUCACCAGCUGGUACGAUGGCGUCCGGGAGGAGCUCGAGGUGCUGGUGCAGGACAAAGGUGUCAAUUCCUUCCAAGUCUACAUGGCCUAUAAGGAUCUCUACCAAAUGUCAGAUAGCCAGCUCUAUGAAGCUUUCACCUUCCUUAAGGGCCUGGGAGCUGUGAUCUUGGUCCACGCAGAGAAUGGAGAUUUGAUAGCUCAGGAACAAAAGCGGAUCUUGGAGAUGGGCAUCACCGGUCCUGAGGGCCACGCUCUGAGCAGACCUGAAGAGCUGGAGGCCGAGGCCGUGUUCCGGGCCAUCACCAUCGCAGGCCGGAUCAACUGCCCCGUGUACAUCACCAAGGUGAUGAGCAAGAGCGCGGCGGACAUCAUCACGCUGGCCAGGAAGAAAGGCCCCCUCGUCUUUGGCGAGCCCAUCGCUGCCAGCCUGGGGUCGGAUGGCACCCAUUACUGGAGCAAGAACUGGGCCAAGGCGGCAGCCUUCGUGACCUCCCCUCCCCUGAGCCCGGACCCCACCACGCCCGACUACUUGACCUCCCUGCUGGCCUGUGGAGACCUGCAGGUCACAGGCAGUGGCCACUGUCCCUACAGCACUGCCCAGAAGGCGGUGGGCAAGGACAACUUCACUCUGAUCCCCGAGGGCGUCAACGGGAUAGAGGAGCGGAUGACCGUGGUCUGGGACAAAGCGGUGGCUACUGGCAAAAUGGAUGAGAACCAGUUUGUCGCUGUGACCAGCACCAACGCAGCCAAGAUCUUCAACCUGUACCCCAGGAAAGGGCGGAUUGCCGUGGGCUCGGACGCCGACGUGGUCAUCUGGGACCCUGACAAGGUGAAGACCAUCACGGCCAAGAGUCACAAGUCGGCCGUGGAGUACAACAUCUUCGAAGGCAUGGAGUGCCACGGCUCCCCGCUGGCGGUCAUCAGCCAGGGCAAGAUCGUCUUUGAGGACGGCAACAUCAACGUCAGCAAGGGCAUGGGCCGCUUCAUCCCGCGCAAGCCCUUCCCCGAGUAUCUCUACCAGCGCGUCAGGAUCCGGAACAAGGUUUCUGGGUUGCAAGGUGUCCCCAGGGGCAUGUAUGAUGGUCCUGUGUAUGAGGUGCCAGCCACCCCCAAAUAUGCAACGCCCGCUCCUUCUGCCAAAUCCUCGCCUUCCAAACACCAGCCUCCACCCAUCAGGAACCUCCACCAGUCCAACUUCAGUUUAUCAGGUGCCCAGAUAGACGACAACAACCCCCGGCGCACGGGCCACCGCAUCGUGGCGCCCCCUGGUGGCCGCUCCAACAUCACCAGCCUCGGGUGAAGGUGCCGGAGGAGGGGCGCGCGUGAAGGAUUCUGGGAAGGCUGUCCAUCCCUUCCCCUGUCAGUGUUUGGAAACCCAGUUUUGUUCGGUCCCGAUGGGGGGAAAAUUGAAUGACGUUCUUUCCCUUUUUUGUUUAGGAAGACGUGGUACUAGUGUGGUGUGUUUGCUUGGAAAUCCCGUGCCCACAGUCGUGUGUCCAUCUGAGUCCACCUCAGAGCGUGGCGUCUUCAGGCCCCUCCUUAGUGAACACAGGUUCUAGCAUCGUCUUGUACUGUCCCCCCCGUUCUGACGCCACGGGCUCCAUGGUUCUCUGAGUGGUUCCCCUGCACCCCCGUAGCUGUUCUAGGAUAGUUGAUGCAUGUUACGAAGUUACGUAUGCGCGUCUGUGAGUGCGUCCGAUGGAACGUGGCCGAGGACCCGUGUAGACACGAAGCCCUGACCUCAGGCCCUCGGGGGCAGCUCCAAAACUCUACAGCAAAGAUGUGUCCUCAUCGCCCCGCCCCGCCUCCCACACCCACCCACCCACCCACCGCACCCCUGCUAAGAUGCUCAGUGGCUUCUGCCAGGCGGGGGAGCCGUCCGCUGCCUGCAGAGAAGAGUCACUCGGCCCGUGUCAGGAACCCUGCUCUCCGUGGCACUUGUAACUCGCCAUGACGUGUUUCUGGUCUGUGUGUGUCCUUCCAGCCAGCUCCGGACUGCAGGCCGGGCUGGGUUCACAUGCAGAAAGGGGUUCCCCCCACCCCCAGGGCUGACCACAGUGGGGCGACGGCCACUCCCGGUGCCGGUGUCCUGGUCCCUCGGAAGCGGUUGACGGGGCAGUCAGAUUUUUAAAGUUUUGUACAUAGUUUUCCUUUGUAAUCACCCCCAUUUUUACUUAACAACUGACUUCUUGUGGCUCUUAUUUCUGAAUUCAAAGCUUGUGAAAAAAAAUAAUAAAGAAAAUACAUGGCCCACU
Messenger RNA from Phacochoerus africanus (Common warthog), 2635 nucleotides. It is a transcript of the gene CRMP1, whose product is annotated as collapsin response mediator protein 1. Gene Ontology annotation, molecular function: hydrolase activity, acting on carbon-nitrogen (but not peptide) bonds, in cyclic amides. The transcript is spliced from 13 exons. Bases 151 to 1680 code for a protein of 509 amino acids. NCBI's taxonomy places the organism in Eukaryota, Metazoa, Chordata, Mammalia, Artiodactyla, Suidae. The record is from RefSeq and is a predicted model, not a curated record. Gene Ontology annotation, cellular component: cytosol; cytoplasm.